Molecule: messenger RNA, 2136 nt
Organism: Selaginella moellendorffii
Lineage: Eukaryota; Viridiplantae; Streptophyta; Lycopodiopsida; Selaginellales; Selaginellaceae
Product: pentatricopeptide repeat-containing protein At4g02750-like
Exons: 1
Coding region: 20-2098 (692 amino acids)
Molecular function (GO): protein binding
Source: RefSeq, a predicted model, not a curated record
UCGAAACACAUGCCUGGAGAUGGUUAAGUCAUGCAAGAGUCUGUCUAGGGCGAGAGAGAUUCACGUCCAAAUUAUUCCACUCGUUGCUCCCGAUGACGUUUUUAUGCAUAACAUGCUAAUCCAGAUGUAUGGCAAGUGUGGUGCUCCUGAUGAAGCUCGCCAAGUUUUUAAUGCCAUCACUUCUAGAAACACAUUCUCAUGGGCUUUGAUGCUCGCUGCUUACUCCAAAAGCAGCAAAAUGGAGCAUGCCAAGCAGCUGUUUGAUGAGAUCCCACACCGCAACCUGGUGUCGUGGACAACGCUGUUGAGCGCUUAUGCCCAUCAAGGGGAUCUUGAGCAAGCUAAAGACUUAUUUGAGAGAAUGCCGGAAAGGGAUCUCGUUUCUUGGAACACAAUGUUAAAUGCCUAUGGAUCAAGCAGAAACAUUGAAGCAGCAAAGACAAUUUUUUCUCAUAUGCAAGAAAAAGAUCUUGUGUCGUGGACGGCGAUGCUUACUGCAAAUGCCGCCGUUGGUCUUUUCGAAGAAGCUGAGCAAGUGUUUAAGAAAAUGCCUGAAUGGGAUUUUAUAUCGUGUACGUGCAUGCUUGUUGGGUUUUCUCAGAGCGGAAAAGUUGGUGAUGCAAAAGAUCUAUUUGAUCAAAUGCCCGAGAGGGAUAUUGUGUGCUGGACCGCAAUGUUAUGUGCAUAUACCCAAAACGGGCAUAGCUCUCAGGCAAAACAAAUUUACGACUCCAUGCCUGAAAGGAACCUUGUGUCGUGGAAUGCAAUGCUAGGCCUGUACAGAGAUCUGGGAGAGGUGGAGAAGGUGGAGUUUGUAUUUUCGGAGAUGAAAGAGAGAGAUCUAGUUUCGUGGACUUGUAUGGUUUCUGUUUAUGCUCAAAGCGGGCAUCUAGCUCUUGCCAAGGGAGCUUUUGACAAGCUGAAAGAGAGAAACCUGGUGGUGCUUACGAUCAUGCUGGCUGCAUUUGCAGAGAAUGGUGAUAUCGAGCAAGCAAAGCAAAUGUUUGAAUCCAUGCCGGAGCACAAUCUCGUGUCUUCUACUGCGAUGAUCGCUGGCUUUGCUUUGCAAGGAGAAGUUGACAAUGCAAAGGGAGUUUUCGAUGGCAUGCAAGAGACCAACAUUGUUUCAUGGACGUCGAUGCUCUCAGCGUAUGCCCAGAGCGGAUUGAUGAACAAAACCAAGAGGAUGUUUGAUCGGAUGCCCGAGCACAACCUUGUGUCUUUGACUGUGAUGCUCGGAUCUUAUGCUCACAACGGGCACCUCGAGGAGGCCCGGAGGAUCUUUGACGACAUCAAAGUACACGAGAGAGAUAUCGUGCUUUCAAAUGCGAUGCUAGCCGGGUAUGCAUACAACGGGUAUGUGGAGGAGGCCAAAGUGAUCUACGACACCAUCGAGACGAAAAACAGUGUCUCUUUCAGCGCGAUUGUGGCGGCUUACUCGCUAAACGGGCAUCUGGAGGCAGCAAAGAUGAUCUUCGAUGGCUUGGAAGGACGAGACGCAAUGGUGUGGACUUCGAUCCUUUCGGCAUACGCUCAUGCCGGCCAUCUCGCAGAAGCGAGACGCAUUUUUAAUGGGAUGCUCGAACACGACUCGGUCUCGUGGAAUGCAAUUCUCGUGGCUUAUGCUCAAAACGGACAGUCGACCGAAGCGCUGGAGCUCUUCCAAAACAUGCACAGCUCGGCUUGCAAACCGGACGAAGUGUCUUUCAUUUGCAUCUUGGUUGCUUGCAGCCGGCUCGGGGAAGUUCACGCGAGCUGGUCGUGCUUUGUGUCGAUGAGCAUCGAUUUUGGGAUCCGAGCAAAGAAGCUCCACUUCUGCUGCAUGGUGGAUGUUCUUGGGAGGGGAGGAUACUUGGGCGAUGCCCAAGACCUCGUUGCAAGCAUGCCGUUUGUUCCUGACGUUUGGGACUGGAGAUCGCUGCUGGGGGCAUGUAGGCUGCACCGAGAGGAUCACACCGCUGUCGGUUUUAAUGCCACGAGGGGAAUUCUCGCGUUAGAUUCGAGAAACGCGCCAGCUUAUGUUCUUCUUGCCAGCAUCUACUUCAACAACAACAACAAUAGUGACAAGAACAAAGAGGUCUCUGUCAACAAGGAUUGAGAAUUAUACGAAAAACCUGUGAAUAUUACGUAAAACUA